AUGGGCAUCAGCUGUACAGAGGCGGUGGACGUGACCUUUGGGUCGUACGUAACACUAAAGGUUGACACCGUCGUUGAAUUUGCGCGGAGAACAUUCCGCGAUUGGCAGCCGCUCAGUGGCGACGCUGGCGCCAUUGACUCACCGGACAUGUUGGUUUCUGCGGUUGAGGUGGGCGACGGCAACCUCAACUUGGUUUUCCGUCUGCUAGACCGCAACGGGCGCAGCUGUGUGGUGGUGAAGCAGGCACUUCCCUAUGUCCGCUGCGUCGGUGCGUCAUGGCCGCUCACAGUGGACCGCGCGAGGAUCGAGGCGCAGACACUACAGGUGCACCGUCGGUGUUGUCCCGAGGGAACCGUUUCUCUGCUGUACUACGACUCGCGGCUUGCUGUGCUGGUGCUGGAGGACAUGUCACAUUGUGUCACGUGGCGCCACGCACUCGUGGGCGGCGUGUGCUCCAUGCACGUGGCUGCUGGCGUGGGGAUCUACCUUGCAAAGGUGCUGUUUUUCACUUCCGACCUCUUCCUCUCUCCGGAGGAAAAGAGGCGGGAGAUGCAGCGCUUCGUGAACGUGGAGAUGUGCCGCAUCACGGAGGAUCUUUUCUUUACCGAUCCCUUUAUUGUUCACGAGCGCAAUGACUACGAAGCGGGGCUCGAAGAUUAUGUGCAAUCCCAUCUGCGAGAUGAUGUGGAGCUUCGGCAACGUGUCGCCGUGCUGAAGCGGUCUUUUAUGACGCGUGCCGAGGCGCUUUUGCACGGAGACAUCCACACUGGAUCUGUCUUUGUAAGCGCUACGCAGACUAAAGUGUUUGACGCCGAGUUUGGUUUCUAUGGCCCAAUGGGGUUUGACCUCGGCACAGUGGUGGGUAACCUCCUCCUCAACCACGUUGCGUUGCCAGAACUGUUACAACAACGACGGGAUCAGCAGGAUCAAAGGGCACAGGAGGGCACUGAUUUUUUGCUCUCUACGUCGUCGCCAACAGCCGUAUUGGAAAGUAUUGGGGUCUUUUGGCGCGCGUUCGCCACGUGCUUUCAAAACCUUGCGGAGGAGUACACCAAGGAUGCAACAUUUGCAGUGACAGGGUACGCGAGACGCUACAUUGAAGAGGAGGUGUGGCGCGACACGUUGGGUUUCGCCGGAUUGGAGAUGAUACGCCGCACUGUUGGUCUCGCCCAUGCGGCGGACCUCGACGCUGUGCGUGACACCGCCGCGCGGCUGCGGGCGAAGCGAGCGGCGCUGCACGUUGGCCGGCGCCUCGUCGUGCAGGCAACGAGCGUUACGGACGUGGAUGAGCUGCUUCGCUUUGUGGUGUGA
Molecule: messenger RNA, 1311 nt
Organism: Trypanosoma grayi
Lineage: Eukaryota; Euglenozoa; Kinetoplastea; Trypanosomatida; Trypanosomatidae
Product: S-methyl-5-thioribose kinase
Exons: 1
Coding region: 1-1311 (436 amino acids)
Molecular function (GO): S-methyl-5-thioribose kinase activity
Source: RefSeq, a predicted model, not a curated record